AGGAGGAGCCAGGAGAUAAAGAUAGUCAGAAGAGGGAGAUCCGACAGCGCUCGUUUCCUCAGGAUGUGGUUACCACGACAACGAGAAACAGCGAGACAACAUCAGAACCCCUCUCAUCCACCUUUGACACCUGCGUAAAAAGUGUGCGACUACGUUUAUGUGUGUGUGUGUGCACGCGUGUGCGUGCGUAUGUUUGUGAGUCAAACUGGGUAUUUAUGGUUUUGGGUCUGGUGUGUGUCUUAAGACAAGCGUGUGUGCGCACGAGCGCAGUGUGUGCACUUUGAGUGUCUUUCCUUGCGUUUUUGGACUGUAUAGGACCAUGUGAAAUAUAUAGUGACUUUGCAUUUCAGUCUUAUGAUCAUUAUGAGUGUGAUUAACGUCAUUAUUCUUAUCUGCUUCAUCAAAAUGUGGCCUGUGAAUAUGCUGUGGCGUUUGAAGAACAGAAGUACAGAACUGUUACAUGGUUACAUGUGACGAGAAGGAGGAGGUGGGCGGGAGAUUGAUAGAAAGCCAAUCGCAGGUUUAGACGCAGAAAGAGAAAGAGCGAGAGAGAGAGAGAGAGAGAGAGAGAGAGAGAGAGAGAGAGAGGGAGAGUGAGAUUGAGAGCAAGAGACAUAGAGAGAGAGAGAGAUACAUAGCGAGAGAGAUAGAGAGAGAGAGAGAGAGAGAGAGAGAGAGAGAGAGAGAGAGAGAGAGAGAGUCAGACAGAUAAGAGAGACAGAGAGAAGAGACUGGAUGAGAAGAGCACUGGAGAGAGGAAUUAAGAGAAUCUGAACAGAAGAACGAGAGUGGAUCGAAGAGAAAUGCAGACGUUAAAUGCUGUUGAAGAACCUCCGCAUCUAAAAACCCUGUAUCAUCGUCAUGGAAGACCCUUCAACCACCAAACAGGCCAACACCCAUCCACCCCACCACCACUUCAGCCUCACCCGUCUCCAGAGCCCCAGGCCCGGGUACGCCUCCACCACCUGCCGCUCCCCCUCGGACCCCCUCCUGGAGCCAGGAAGCAGCGCAGAACACCCACCGCAGUCCUCCACCACCUUCCCCACCUCCAGCCCUUCCUGGAGGGGCGUGGAGCACGCCGCAGCCGGGAGGGGGCUCCACCACGGGAGCAGGAACGGUCUGAGUGACGACGGUGACUUAGGGGACCCCCUGGUCCACGAGUGGUCCGACGGCAUUCGGGCGAAGGAGGCCUGGGACGGCCGGGGGAGCUGCGGGAGUUCGGCGAGCGAGUUUUACGGGAAAGACGAUUACUGCCGCUACGCCGACCGGGCUUUCCACGAGAGGAACGUCGGCGUCGGCGUCGACGUGGAGGGCGAACGAGACGCCCGGGACAGUUUCGACAUGGUGUUCCACGACGACGGCGGCGACAAACCGGCCUACGGUCGCUCCGAUAGCUUCGAGGUCAGCUACGAGACGGUGUACGAUAAGCACGCCCACAGCGCCCUCCCGGUGAGCCACCCCCUGUUCUACGGCGUGGACGCGUUCAGACAGAGCAGCGUGGAGGAGGGCAGCGCCGACGGCCAGCCCGGCCUCCACCACGGCUACCUGGGAAGGGUGGAGGACCCGGGUUCGAGCCAGAGCUCCGGGGAAGGUCGAUCCUCCCAGGUCCCGGAAUGCGGGGACGGCGGUUGGCGGGGCGGCGAGGGCUGGGACCCGCAGGGCGCGGCGGCGGCGCUCAAAGCGCCGCCCGUGACCAACGGGAGGUAUCCUCAGAGGCUGGACUCCUUCUCCGAGGCCUUCCAGCCGUACCGCCGGAGGGGGCUGCUCGCGGCCGCCGAGGGGGAUCCCGCCGGCCGCCACGCGAGGUUCGAGGCGGGACGGGGCGAGUUCGCGGGCUGGGUGGCGGACAGCGGCCAGGGCUGUCGGCACGGCCCCCCUUUGGACCCCUACGGCCCCGCUCACUCCUUCUUCCCCUCCCACCCGUCCCUCCCCACCCUCCCCUCCCCUCCGUCCCAGCCCAUGCCCUCGGUCCUCAGCCCCCCCCCCACCCCCUUGCCCCCCUCCUCGCUGUCGCCCUCCCAAGGGGAGUGUCCGCAUCCGUUCUCCACGGGCCAGAGGGAGGGGGAGUACAACGUCAGUACCAUCCAGUUUUUCCCCUCACACGCCCACCCCUCCCCCGGCGGAGUUUUAUGGAAGCUUCAGGGACUGCCCCAUUGCUACCCACAGCAGUCAUGUGACCACAGGGCCGUCACCGAUGGCAACCACAGACCUCACCACGGCGAAGAGGGCCAAGGCCUCUCAGAACAUCAAAGUGUCCUAAUGGCGCCUGAAUCAUCCUUCAUGAGCUGCUCCCCACUCACUCCCUCCUCCCUCACCCCCUCAUUCCCAACGGCCUCCCCCCUCCAUCCAUCAUUCCAUCCGGCUCACCUGCCGUCCUUCCACCAGAGGAAGGAGGGACGCAUCACUUCCUGUCCGUCACAGGCUCUAGAGAUUAGAAACCCCUCGACCUACAGGGAAACUCCAUUUCCCAGCAUGCUUCACCACAGGGAGGCCGCCCAAAGGCAGGGCCAUUACACUCCUCGACCAAUCCUCAAUCCAAUCCGGCAGGGGGCGGGGCUAUACUCCUCCGCUUCGCCUCUCAGUCCCAGCCCAAGGGAGAUGGUCAGAGGGGGAGAUGUAGAGGAACAGUAUGCUGAAGAACCGUGUAUCAACGUCGGUCCUGACUUCCAGGCAGAGCUCCCCACCUGCCACCCAGAGUGGGAGGAGUCACCCUUCCCCAUGGAGGAAGCGUCGCCGAGGGAACAGUUGCUAUGGAAACCGUUCCCCCUGUUGGAAGAGAGUGUCGUCGUGCAGGAUCACGUUGAGCAGCUGCUGUCAAUGUGUAAUUCUAGCUGCCUGCCAGGAGGGGGGGCCAACACAGAGCUGGCACUGCAUUCCCUGCAUCACUGCAACGGAGACACAAUGGCUACCCUGGCGAUGUUGCUGCUGUCGUUGCACACGGCGGCCGGAGACUACCACUACUCUGGCAGCGACAUGUGGACCGACCAGGAGAGGGCAAUGUUCAGCGAAGGCCUGAGGACUCUGGGCAAAGACUUCUCCUCCAUACAGAACAUGGUGAGAACCAAGAGUGUGCGUCAGUGUGUUGAGUUCUACUAUCUGGGUAAGAGGCUGGUGGACAUGCAGCGGAGACAGGCCAACAGACUGUUAGAGGUGGAGGCAGCUGAAGCCAUGGAUCAGCAGGUGACCACUGUCCCCCAACCAAUGAGGACGUUGGUUGGACCGGAACGGGCGGUACCUGCUCCAUCGACUACCAUCUUCCCUUGUAAAAUGUGUGGCAAAAUGUUCUUCAAGAUAAAGUCGCGCAACGCCCACAUGAAGAUCCACCGGCAGCCGCCGGAGGACUGGAGCGAGCGCCGGCUCCAGCCCCAGCUCCUCGCCCACCGGCUCAACAGCCUCGCCCCCAACCUGGGGGGCAGUGGUGCUCUACUCCAGCCCCAGGCUUCUCCCCGGGCCUACUCCUUCCAAGGCCUCACUCUCCCCUCCAACAACAACAGCAACAACAGUCAUACAGACAGUGUUUUGAACUCGUUCGAGGUAAACAACGACCACAGCAGCGGCGGCAGCGGUGUUGCUCAUGCAAGCGACAUGCGCAUUAGAAAUGGCAUUAGCACUUUAUCAGCCUUUAGCAACAUGAGCGAGACAAACCCUCAUGAUGUUCUUGGGGGCGGGGUCAGUGACUCUGCGGCCAAUCAGAGAGGGCCUCCGAAUGUUCGGUCACCUGUCCAUUCACCCUGGACUCAGUGGACGGGCUAAGAACCUGUGGAAUCAAGUCGGCUCAGGGGUACUUAGAAGAAUUUUUUAUAGCGAGAAAAAAUUUUGGGCAAAUAAUAUUUUUUGUAACCCUGUUUUUUGUAUGAAAUGUUUACUUUUAGGGAAGCUCUGAGGCCCGUACUGUUUUUACAAAGAUGUGUUAUUGCAGUACGCUGAGUAUUGUGGACUGAAAGUUUCCAUCAGUUUGGAUCCACAUCAAUUCAUUGCACGCUCAGCUUGACGCACACACACACACACACACUCACACACACACACAUGACACACACACACACACACACACACACACACACACACACACACACACACACACACACACACACACACACACACACACACACAUACAC
Messenger RNA from Gadus macrocephalus (Pacific cod), 4115 nucleotides. RefSeq lists its product as uncharacterized. Gene Ontology annotation, molecular function: transcription corepressor activity. The transcript is spliced from 11 exons. The record is from RefSeq and is a predicted model, not a curated record. Gene Ontology annotation, cellular component: transcription regulator complex; histone deacetylase complex. The coding region runs from base 862 to 3753 and encodes 963 amino acids. Gene Ontology annotation, biological process: regulation of transcription by RNA polymerase II; negative regulation of DNA-templated transcription. NCBI's taxonomy places the organism in Eukaryota, Metazoa, Chordata, Actinopteri, Gadiformes, Gadidae.